AUGUGUAACCCCUGGGUGGCAUGGCUAGGAGUGCUGCUGCUCUUGACAGUGUUCACUCAUUCAGCCCUCAAGCCAGCAAUGGCUCCAGUGAUCACAAAAAGACCUUUCAGCAUUUUCUGGGCUGCCCCAACAAUGCAGUGUCAGCAUUUCUUCAAUGUGGAUCUGAAUCUUCAGUUAUUCAAUAUUAUAUCAAAUCCUUUGGAGACGCAGAGUGGACCAACAAUUGCCAUAAUUUAUCCAAAUGAAUUAGGGUAUUAUCCUUAUUUCUCUCCAGAGGGAAAAUCCUUUAAUGGAGGGAUACCACAGAAUAUGAGCCUUCCUACACACCUGAGGAAGACCGCUGGUGACAUUGCAAAAGUUUUUCCUUGGUGGAGAUCAGAAGGUCUUGUUAUCAUCGACUGGGAAAGCUGGAAGCCACAAUGGGACAGAAAUUUGGGCAAUAGAGUAAUAUACAAAAACCACUCUUUAGACUUUACUAGAAACCACCAUCCUGAUUGGUCAGAAAUGAAAGUGAGAACAGUUGCCCAAAAGGAAUUUGAAACUGCUGGAAAGAGUAUUAUGAAUGCUACUCUCACACUGGCUUUAGAAAUGAGACCAAAAUGUUUAUGGGGCUUUUAUCUCUAUCCAGACUGCUACAAUUAUGAUUAUAGGAUAAAUCCACAGACCUACACAGGUAAAUGCCCGAAUGAUGAAAUUUCCCGCAAUGACCAACUCCAGUGGCUAUGGGAAAAAAGCAGAGCACUUUAUACUUCAGUGUAUUUGGAUAAAAUAUUGAAGUCAAGUUUAAAUGCUUUGAAAUUUGUUCAUUAUCGAGUUAGAGAAGCUAUAAGAAUUGCUGAAAUGGCUAAAGAUGACUAUGUUUUACCAGUUUUUAUUUUUUCCAGACCAUUUUAUUUGCAUAGUAUUGAAGCUUUGUCACAGGAGGACUUAGUGCAUACAAUUGGUGAGAGUGCAGCAUUGGGGGCAUCAGGAGUAAUAUUGUGGGGAGGAUAUGACUAUUCUGAUUCAAAGGAGACCUGCUUGUCUGUGCAAAAAUUUAUUCAAGGGCCAUUGGGCCAUUAUGCUGUUAAUGUAACAACUGCAGCCAAACUCUGCAGUCAAAGUCUAUGUAACAAUAAUGGAAGAUGCGUUCGAAAAACAUCUGAAUCCUCCUCCUAUCUGCAUAUGCCAGGAAGCAGCAGUAAGAAAUAUGGCCUAAGCAAGAGCUUGAGAGCCAUCCUUUCCCCAGCCAAUAAACUGAAGACAGUAAAGGCCAUGAAGGAUGGGUUUGUGUGUCGCUGCUAUCACGGCUGGCAUGGAGAGUCUUGCCAGCAGCUUUCUUCAGAUGUCCUGAGAGGGAAGAAUAAGGCCCGUAUUGCUGACUUUAAAUUAUCAGUUUUUCUCAGCAUGACCUUAUCUGUGAUUCUCUUCAUUUAUCUACCCCCAUGA
Messenger RNA from Budorcas taxicolor (takin), 1428 nucleotides. Its product is annotated as hyaluronidase-4-like. Lineage: Eukaryota; Metazoa; Chordata; Mammalia; Artiodactyla; Bovidae. The coding region runs from base 1 to 1428 and encodes 475 amino acids. The record is from RefSeq and is a predicted model, not a curated record. Gene Ontology annotation, biological process: hyaluronan catabolic process; carbohydrate metabolic process. Gene Ontology annotation, molecular function: hyalurononglucosaminidase activity. The transcript has 3 exons.